Messenger RNA from Populus trichocarpa (black cottonwood), 1690 nucleotides. Its product is annotated as desmethyl-deoxy-podophyllotoxin synthase. The transcript is spliced from 2 exons. The record is from RefSeq and is a predicted model, not a curated record. Lineage: Eukaryota; Viridiplantae; Streptophyta; Magnoliopsida; Malpighiales; Salicaceae. Gene Ontology annotation, molecular function: monooxygenase activity; heme binding; oxidoreductase activity, acting on paired donors, with incorporation or reduction of molecular oxygen. Bases 69 to 1601 code for a protein of 510 amino acids.
ACCCAACAGCACCCCCCCCCCCCCCCCCAAUUGCCCUGUCAAAAUCUCUUCCUGAAUCCUUCCUAUCCAUGGAGCACCAAUUUGCAUCUACAAUUUUAGUCACCAUUCUGGUCACCAGCAUUAGCUACGUGAUAUUGUGGAUAUGGAAGAAAUCAAAAGUCAGAAACUCAAAUCUGAAUCUGCCACCAGUUCCUUCACAGCUACCUCUAAUCGGAAACAUGCACAAUUUAGUUGGCUCUUUACCUCAUCACCGCUUCCGAGAUAUGGCCAAGAAAUAUGGACCUGUUAUGCACCUCCGACUCGGUGAAGUUACUCAUGUUCUUAUCUCUUCAGCUGAAACUGCUAAAGAAGUGAUGAAGACCCAUGAUCUCAUUUUUGCUCAAAGGCCAGCUCCGAUUGCGGCGAAAAUUCUAAGCUAUAAUUGCAUGGAUAUUGCAUUUGCACCAUAUGGAGAUUACUGGAGGAUGCUGCGAAAAUUGUGCGUAUUGGAACUGCUAAGUGCUAAACGUGUGCGAUCUUUCAGAUCAAUCAGGGAAGAAGAGGUAUGGAGGGUUGUUAGAUCUAUUUCUUCUAGUGCAUGGUCUCCUGUCAAUUUCAGCAGAAUGAUAAGUUCUCUUACAUAUUGCAUCACUUCAAGAGCAGCCUUUGGUAAGAUAUGCAAGGGAGAGGAUGUGUUCAUACCAGCUGUCAAGGAAGCUAAUAAGGCAGCAGGAGGUUAUAGCCUUGCUGAUUUAUAUCCUUCAAUUAAGUUGCUCUCUGUGAUCAGUGGGAUGAGACUUACCCUCGAGAAGAUUCAUGCGCGAUUGGAUAAGAUCUUGCAAGAGAUCAUCAAUGAACAUAGGUCUAAGAAGGAGAUGGCCGCAAAAACAGGCGCUGAUGAAGAAGAGCAUGACCUUGUCGAUGUUCUUUUAGGUAUUCAGGACCAAGGAGACACUGAAUUUUCAUUGACCGACAACAACAUCAAAGCAAUCAUCCUGGACCUGUUCGUUGCUGGCACUGACACAUCGUCUACUACGGUAGUAUGGGCAAUGUCGGAAAUGGUAAAACAUCCAAGAGUAAUGAAAAAGGCACAAGAAGAGGUGAGGCAAGUAUUUGGUGAUAAAGGAACUGUUGAUGAAGCAGGCCUUCAUGAAUUAAACUACUUAAAGUUGGCCAUCAAAGAAACUUUCAGAUUACACCCUCCAGUUCCUCUGCUACUUCCAAGAGAAAGUAGAGAGGAUUGCAAGAUAAAUGGUUAUGACAUACCUAUCAAAUCCAAAGUCAUUGUGAACGUAAGUGCGAUCGGAAGGGACCCAACUUAUUGGAAUGAACCUGAGAGAUUUUAUCCAGAGAGGUUCCUUGAUAAUUCAAUUGAAUACAAGGGAACCGACUUCGAACUCCUCCCAUUUGGUGCUGGAAGAAAGAUGUGCCCUGGAAUCUUGUUUGGUACGGUUAAUGUGGAGCUUCCACUAGCACAAUUGCUAUUCCAUUUUGAUUGGAAUCUCCCCAAGGGACCGAAACCAGAAGACCUGGACAUGUCCGAGGUUUUUGGAGCAGUAGUAACAAGGAAGAAUGAUCUCUGCUUAAUUCCAAUUCCACACCAUCCUCUACCUGGAAAUUAAAGCUUCAGAAGAUCCAUGAAAUGUACUGUUUUUAGUUUCUAGACAUCCUCUAUUCUCUGGUUGGUAUUUAUAAGUUUUUUCUAAGUAAA